AAUGAUAAAAUUUAUAUUCAUUUAUUUGUUGGCUAUGAAACAUUUCAUAAGUAUUUUAUUAAUUGCUACACUAAGCGGCAGUGUGCCCAUGGAGAAAUGGCAUAGAAGCAGUGAUGAAAGUUUAUACUACAUCGAAACGGAACCAAAGUACAAUUGGUUUGAAGCUUGGAAUGAAUGUGCCCGUAAAAAUAUGUCCUUAAUGGCCAUAGAUACUUUCUACAAACACACACAAAUCGAUACUUUACUCCGAAGACUAUUUCCAACUUCACCCUCAUUUUGGUUAUCCGGCCAUGAUAAUGCUGUUGACAAACGUUACGAAUGGGCUACUAGCGGUGAAGUUUUCAGUUUCACUAAUUGGGGUCCUGGACAACCGGAUCGUUUAAAUAAUAACGAACAUUGUAUAUUAAUUUGGCAAAAUACAUGGCAGUGGUAUGAUUUACCUUGUUCUCACAAACUGGGGUUUUUAUGUGAAGAAAAUAUUUUUCUAAAGGAAAUGAAUAAGGAAUUGUCAACAUUGAAAGAAAGUUGUUUGAGUAAUGGCUGUAAAUGUAAUAAUGUUGUUUUAAAUAUCAAUAAAAAUUAAACGACUGGAACGAUUUUUUUUAGAUCAGAGCCACAAGUGGUAAUAUAAACCACAUUAUCUAG
Messenger RNA from Lucilia cuprina (Australian sheep blowfly), 645 nucleotides. RefSeq names its product lectin subunit alpha-like. The record is from RefSeq and is a predicted model, not a curated record. The transcript is spliced from 3 exons. NCBI's taxonomy places the organism in Eukaryota, Metazoa, Arthropoda, Insecta, Diptera, Calliphoridae. Gene Ontology annotation, molecular function: signaling receptor activity. Bases 2 to 583 code for a protein of 193 amino acids.